Molecule: messenger RNA, 496 nt
Organism: Colletotrichum acutatum
Lineage: Eukaryota; Fungi; Ascomycota; Sordariomycetes; Glomerellales; Glomerellaceae
Exons: 1
Coding region: 146-457 (103 amino acids)
Source: RefSeq, a predicted model, not a curated record
UUCGCAGCUCCGAAGAAACAAACAGGAGAGCUCGCAACCAAAUGGAUAAAUAGAUCACAACAAUUCAGGGGAACCCGAGAAGCCCUCCCUCUUUCUCCGUAACCACUGGGCCGUCUCGUAUAUUAUAUCUUUCAGGGGAGUGAAGAUGUCUCCUUUCAGGCACUCGACACGAAUACAUUCGUGCAAGGCAGACAAUCUCCAUCCACAUCGCCAGCCGCCAUCUACUCCGGGUUUUUGGCCCCCUUCUAAAGCUUCUAGGUCCACAACCCAACGCCGUCGAAAAGCUCAUGCUCGACAUCGCACGCCGUCGAAACCAAGAGUAAAUUCUCCGCAAGCGCAGAGAAGAUCAAGAUCACCGGCGUGCCGCGAUUCUGAACUACGGCAAGAGAUGGUAGCUUCCACAGCGGAGGACGUUACCGGCGGCGUGGCCUUGGAUAGCUUCGCGAUCUCAAAAUGACGGACAUUCGAACGGCUCGCUCAACGGAUCUGUCUCCUA